Messenger RNA from Pseudozyma flocculosa PF-1, 450 nucleotides. RefSeq lists its product as uncharacterized. Gene Ontology annotation, biological process: spliceosomal snRNP assembly; P-body assembly; nuclear-transcribed mRNA catabolic process. Gene Ontology annotation, molecular function: U6 snRNA binding. The record is from RefSeq and is a predicted model, not a curated record. The transcript is spliced from 4 exons. NCBI's taxonomy places the organism in Eukaryota, Fungi, Basidiomycota, Ustilaginomycetes, Ustilaginales, Ustilaginaceae. The coding region runs from base 1 to 450 and encodes 149 amino acids. Gene Ontology annotation, cellular component: P-body; spliceosomal tri-snRNP complex; U6 snRNP.
AUGCUCCCACUCACGCUGCUCAAUGCGGCGCAGAACAAGCCGAUGCUCGUCGAGCUCAAGAACGGCUCCACCUUCAACGGCCACCUCAUCGCCUGCGACAACUUUAUGAACCUCACCCUGCGCCAAGUCUACGAGACCAGUGCAAGCGGAGAACAGUUCUGGAAGCAACCGGAAUGCUACAUCCGCGGAUCCACCAUCAAGUACUGCCGCGUCGCCGAUUCCGUCAUCGACAGCGUCAAGGAGACCGAAGAGGCGGCUAGGAAACAGCGCCAGUCCGGCGGAGGCGGCAUGUCGGGAGGCGUCAACCUCGGCAUGCGGAACCAGAACCACGGCGGCAGCGGCGGGGGAGGAGGAGGGCGGGGCGGAUACAACAACCACGCGAGGGGCGGCGGCGCACCCGGAGGCGGCGCGAGAGGCGGUCGGGGCAGGGGGAGGGGGAGGGGGCAGUAG